Molecule: messenger RNA, 2379 nt
Organism: Passer domesticus (house sparrow)
Lineage: Eukaryota; Metazoa; Chordata; Aves; Passeriformes; Passeridae
Gene: CLEC14A
Product: C-type lectin domain containing 14A
Exons: 1
Coding region: 396-1718 (440 amino acids)
Biological process (GO): cell migration
Cellular component (GO): extracellular matrix; external side of plasma membrane
Molecular function (GO): extracellular matrix protein binding; extracellular matrix binding
Source: RefSeq, a predicted model, not a curated record
CCUGGUUCGGGAGCUACGGGGUUGAUUGCACAGCUUCACCUAACCAAGAAACCUACAUCCUUCGAGGAAGAGAUAACUGAAGCUGGACCGCUUUUCUCCAGAAAGCGCUGUGCAACAAUCUAGCAAGAUGGCCCGGGUAUCUUGGGAACACAACCCUGAACAGGGCCCGUGACCUCGGUCCGACAGCCGCGGCUCAGGGCUCCGCCACCCUCCUGUCCCUCGGACAGCGGAGAAGGCAGCGUCCUACCCGGCGGCUGGACACCCGCCCGCCGGGCUGGGCGAGCGCUUCCUGGCGGCGCCGGGAGCUGCUGGUCCUGGGCCCUCCAACAAACGGAGGAUGCCGAGGUCAGCCACGGCUCCCGACACGUUUCCUCCGGCAGGUCCGGGGGAGGGCCAUGGGAGCGGGGCCGGCGCUGGAGAGGGACGGCGCGGGCAGCAGAGGCCAGUCCCAGCCGUGGCCGAACGCCGGGGCAGCCGGCGCCCCUCAGCCCGCCGGCAUGAGGCGGGCCGGGCCCUGGUGCCUGCUCCUGGCUGCGGCCUGCGCCCUGGGCCGGACCCCGCCGCCCCCGCGGGCCGCCGUGCGCUGCCUGUCCGCCGGCGCCUGCUUCAGCGCCCACCUCGCCAAUGUCUCGUACGCCGAGGCCCGCGGCGCCUGCGACCAGCGGCGGGGCAGCCUCGCCUGGGUCAGCGGCGAGCCGGAGCUGCGCCUGGUGCUGGACAUGCUGGCAAAGGCGGCGGCGCCCGCGCCCCCGUUCUUCUGGGUCGGGCUGAAGAGGAACGCCUCCGCCUGCACCCACAACGAGCAGCCGCUCCGCGGCUUCUCCUGGGAGGGCGUCGGGGGUGGGAUGGCCCCGCAGGAGGUGCCGGCGGCGCUCGGCCGGUGGCUGCAGGAGCCGCAGCCGUCCUGCCUCACGGCCCGCUGCGCUGGGCUGCAACUGGCGGCUGACCCCCCAUGGGGCUGGAAGGAGCGGCGCUGCCGGCUAAAAAGCCCCGGCUACCUCUGCAAGUACCAGUACGAGGGUGCCUGCCCCGACCUCAGUCCCGCGGGCGCCCUCGACUUCGAAUACCGGCUCCCCUUCGAGGAGCGCAGCGGCGGCCCCGGCUUCAGCCCGCCGGGCACCGUGCUGACCGUGGCGUGUCCCGGCGGGGAGGUGCGGCUCACCUGCCAGCCCGAGCCGGGCGGCUUCGCCUGGAAGGCGGAGAAGCCCCUCUGCCCCUGCCCUUUCGGCCGCAGGAGCCCCGACAGCGGGCGGUGCGCCGAGGCCGCCGGGUGCCGCGAUGCCGCCGGCAGUUUCGCCUGUGCCCGCAUCCCGGGCGGCCCUGACGGAACUCCCUGCCCGGGCACGGGGCCGGCUCCCACCGCUACAGGUGGCCCCGCGGAACCGUCGGGUGCCAGGGCGGAGGGGCGGCGUCCUUCCAUCCCGACACCCGGCCGUUCCACGGAGCCGCCCGCCACCGCCACGGCCGCCGCCGGCGGAGAGAAGACGGCUGCUCCGCCGCCCUCCUCCUCCUCCUCCUCCUCCUCUUCCAACUACGUUUUCAUCCUGGUGACGGUCGCUGUGGUGGUGCUGGUCAUCCUGGUCAUGACCGUCCUGGGGGUGUUCAAAAUCUGCUUUAACAAGAAGUCCGAGGGCCGCGGGGACAAGGAGCCGCCGGAGGCCGGCGGCAAGGCGGAGGCAGGCUCGGCGGAGCCCGGCGGGGCAGCGGGGCGUGAAUAGCCCCGGACCGCCGGGGCCGCGUCCCUCGGGGCUGCCCUGAGCGGCAGCUGCCCCCCGGGCCAGCGCUCGGCUCCCCGCGUCCCUCCUGCCCCCAGCCCUGCUGCCGCGGGGAGCCCAGGGAGAGGCGCCGCGGGACUUGGCUGGGCAGGGCUUGGACAUCAUCAAACGCAGGAGCGGGUAGCGACGUUAUUUUGAGGGGAUUGAAGUUUUGGACAGUCGGAGUUUUUGUCGGUCUGAAAAGCAGUUAUUUCGGUGCUGAUUCCACUAAAAUAUAAAUAGAUCAGCCUGACCGGCAGAGCGAUUGCAGCUGCAACAAUUGUGCAUUUUUAUCCUCUCAGAAGCUGUUCGUCGGGUGCCUUACUUGGAGCAAGCAUAAAGUGGGCCACUGUGAGCACUUGCAUCUUGUAAUUUAGAAGUCACCACCUACAGUGGUACCUGGAGGCUCUCGUUUUCAAUAUAAUUGCUGGAACUUUUGGAGAGGUGAACUGCCAUAAUUUUGGGCGAAACUGCAACCCAUAAGCUUUCAUACUGACAUUCUUAAAAAAUGAAAGAGCAUUUCUAUACUUAGAAAGUCAUUAAAUUGCUGAGGAAGUGAGAGGUUAAUGGGGAGUCAGUUUUAUACUUCAGCUGAUGAAAAGAAUAAAGGAUGAUGUAAAUCACU